UCGUCGUCGCCCUUAAACCCAACAAAACAAACCCAGUCUUGGAAAAUUUGUGUCGAUCAUAACUUCAAAUUUAACAGCUAGAUGGACUUAGACGGUGUUAAAUGUGCAUUUAAAACCUGGCGACUAACAUUGUGUGCAUCAUUUAACAACGUUAAUUAACGUAAAUAGUUGUUAAGAGGACGUUAAAUGGGUAUAAAAGAGUGCUGCUCCAUGUUUUUUUCCGGCCUGCCAGACCCGGCUCUUCCCUUCCUUCCUUCUCUUCUUCUUGGCACAUUUUUUGCAGGUUUUUUUCUGCUUUUUUUCUAUAAGAAGAGCACUAAUUUACCACUCAAAAUCAUAUUGAUACACAUAGUGAGGAAGCUGGUGUGUUUACUGCCCGGAAAUGAUCACGAUGAGAGCGAAACAUGUUUAAGCCCAGAUUGUUUCCGGUGUAAUAAAUACCAGCAACUCAGGGUUCAAAUUGUCGAAAAAUGGAAGGAAAUGGGUGGAAAUGGGGUUAAAUUGGCCUCACGGGAGGUGGAAGAGGCUGUCGGAAAAGUUGAGCGCGAAAUCGAGUCGAACGUGAAGGUCGGAGCGGGUGAGCGACGGAGGGAAAAAAAUGGGGGAAAUAAUUUGCAUCUUCAGAAUCCGACUCUAUUUAAAAUGGAGCUGACUGCUAACCCCUAUUGGAAUGAUUUUGACAUUUACAAGGAGCUUGAUUUUCUGAAGCUGAAUUUUGCGAUAAUCUUCAAGGAAUUUGUGACGGUCUUCGACGCUCUCAAAAGCGGCGACAACUGGGGAUGGAAAUCAAAUGACAUUGGUGAAGGCCACUGGUGUAUAUUUCCCUUCAUCGACCAGGGCCUCAUCAACGAAUCGAAUUGUCGUCGAUGUCCUAACGUAGCGGCGAUUCUGGACGCUCUUCCAUCGCUCAUGAAGGACUGUGUGUUUGGAAAUGUGUGUUUCUCUAUCCUCUAUCCUGACUCCCACAUCAAGGCCCAUUACGGGCCUAGUAAUAUACGACUAAGGUGUCAUUUAGGCAAGUUUCACCAAGGUUCAACUUUCACAUACGUAUAAUAUAAUUUUUUGGCUUA
This is a messenger RNA of Cherax quadricarinatus, 1070 nucleotides long. NCBI's taxonomy places the organism in Eukaryota, Metazoa, Arthropoda, Malacostraca, Decapoda, Parastacidae. The record is from RefSeq and is a predicted model, not a curated record.